AUGAUUGGUAAGAGCAUAUUGAUACUCUUUAUUUGGUUAUCGAGUAUUUUUGGUGUGAGUUUCGCCAUUAUACCUAAUGUUGGUAACAUAGAUGAAUCCAAUUCUAAUGAUCAACAUGACGAGCCAGGCCAUUUAUCGUUACCAAACUUAUUACAAGCCAAUAGUAUCAAUGAUUUGGAUUUGACUUGGGAUGUUCUUUCUAAUAUAAAAUUAGAUACUGGUAGGUUGGUUAUUGAUAAAAGCAAUGGAGCAGUUUGGUCGAAAGCGCAUUUAGCAAAUACUGGAGAUGAAUGGACAAUUGAAAUGGUUUUCAGAUCUUCAGGUACUGCAAAAAACGACUUGGCUUUUGGAGAUACCAAUGGAUUGGCUUUAUGGUUAAUUGAUUCUUCGAACUCUUUGCCAAUUAAUGAUAGGAAUGUGGAUAAUUUUGGAGGACCUUCUCAAUUUGAUGGAUUUCAAUUCUUGAUCAAUACAAAUGAAAAGAGAGGAUUAAAAAUAUUUAAUAAUGAUGGUACUAAGACGUUGAAAAAUACAAUUGAACAAUCUAUUGGUGAUUGCACUUUCAAUUACUUAGAUUCGCUGGUCCCAUUUACUGUCAGAGUUUCGUAUUCUAAACUGAGAAAGUGGUUUAAGGUUCAAAUUGAUAAUAACCUAUGCUUCAAGACCGAUAAAAUAAUACUCCCAGAUGACUUGAAUGAUUUUAUGUUUGGUAUUACGGGUAAUAUUAGUCCAUCAUCUCAAGAAGUUUACGAAAUAUUGAAAUUGAAUGUGUGGUCCCAUUUAACUAACGAUGCAAUUGACGAUCAUGCAUUGAUGUCAGAUGGCAAUUUGAAGAUUGAAUACAAGACAGUGACGGCGGAUGACCCAAAGGACACAUAUAUACCUCCUUCCAGAAUAAGAGAAUCCCUUAUGGAGAGAAACAGAAAACAUAAAGAAGAAAUAUUGCGUCAACAAAGGGUGACACACCAACAAGGUAAAGAAGACAAUAAGAUAGAUUUGUUAUUAAAUGAUAUCUCAUUCAAAUUAGAAAAUCUUGAAUUGAGACUUUCGAGUAUGGAUUCUUCGGUUUCUGGCGAUACAUCUUAUGAUACUAAGGUGUUGGGCGCUCAACUUAAGGAUAUUACAACUAUCCAAACUCAACAACAAGAAGCCUUGUCGAAUUUACAACAAAGUUAUGACCAAUUCAAGACUACUCUCGUUCACCAAUACACUGAGUUAUUACAAUCCGUUUCCAAAUUGAAUGAAAAAGUGAUUGGUGAAGUUAGGGAACACCAAUAUAGUACCGAAGAAUUAGGUAAGAAGGUUGAUUUAUUGAUGUCAAACCAUAAAGAAGUAGCGUAUCAAUAUCAAAAUGGGAAUAAUGAAUUUAGAAACAACGAGGCUGAUUUACUACCAUCUAUUAUUAGAUGGGUGUUAAUCCCAGUAGUUGUUGGAAUUAUCCUAUUAACUAUUGUCGUUUAUAGAUUGAGACAUGACAUCAAACAUUCCAAACUACUUUAG
Molecule: messenger RNA, 1500 nt
Organism: Debaryomyces hansenii CBS767
Lineage: Eukaryota; Fungi; Ascomycota; Pichiomycetes; Serinales; Debaryomycetaceae
Gene: EMP46
Product: Emp46p
Exons: 1
Coding region: 1-1500 (499 amino acids)
Biological process (GO): Golgi organization; endoplasmic reticulum to Golgi vesicle-mediated transport; endoplasmic reticulum organization
Cellular component (GO): COPII-coated ER to Golgi transport vesicle; endoplasmic reticulum membrane; Golgi membrane
Molecular function (GO): D-mannose binding
Source: RefSeq, a predicted model, not a curated record